UUGAAAAAAAGAGCUUUUUCAGUCGCCGUUUCUGAUUUCCCGAAAAUCACGUGACUUCCUUUUCGUUCCUGGCAGUGUUGUUCGAUGUCCACGAUGUCUACUCCGGCUCUGAAUGUCCACCGUGGGAUAGUAAAACAGGUGCUAUCUGGAGAUGCCUUGGUGAUCAGAGGUCAACCCAAAGGAGGUCCACCACCAGAGAGGACUCUCUGCCUAUCCAACGUCCAAGCCCCCAAACUAGCAAGGAGAGCUAACCCAGCUAGUGCUCCUGGAGGAUCAACAGAGGCUACACUGGAUGAGCCCUUUGCCUGGGAAGCUCGGGAGUACUUGAGGAAGAAAGUAAUUGGCAAAGAAGUCUGUUUCACUGUAGAAUACAAGCCACCGGGAACGGUCAGGGAAUAUGGAUUUGUUUAUCUUGGCAAAGAUACCAGUGCUGAGAAUGUGACCGAGUCGCUGAUUGCAGAGGGGUUCGUUGAAGUGAGAAGGCAAGGGCUCAAUGCUACAGAUGAACGUCAGAACCGCCUCAUUCAGCUCGAAGAUGCCGCCAAAGCGGCCCAGAAAGGAAAGUGGACCGAUGAGAAAGAGAAGGAACAACACAGGAGAACGAUCACGUGGAUGUUGGAUAAUCCACGCAACUUUGUGGAUUACCAUAAACUAAAGCCAGUUGAUGCCGUUAUCGAACAUGUGCGCGACGGUUGCACAGUCCGAGCAUUUGUCUUGGGGCAAAGAACAUUUGAGUAUGUCACAGUCAUGCUCUCUGGGAUCAAGUGUCCAAUGUACAAGCUUGUCGGGACAGAACAAGUACCGGAACCAUUCGCAGAGGAAGCUAAAUACUUCACAGAGAGUCGCCUCCUCCAGAGAGACGUCCAGAUCAGAUUUGAGGGGGUAUCCAACCAGAAUGUUCUUGGUACAAUUAUUCAUCCAAAUGGGAAUAUUGCGGAGCUGUUGCUAAAAGAGGGAUUGGGAUACUGCGUUAAUUGGAGUAUGGGCGUCGUAUCAGAAGGGGCUAGUGCACUCAGAGCUGCUGAGAAAUCCGCCAAAGACAAUAAGAAGAGAUAUUGGAAAGAUUUCGUACCCAAUGAGGUCGUCGAGAUCAAAGACAAGAACUUCACGGCAAAGGUUGUUGAAGUUGGCAACGGUGAUUCAAUGACUGUCAAGACAGCAGACGGCGCGUAUAAGAAGAUCUUCUUGGCUAGUGUAAGACCACCAAGGAUGCCGCAGGACGCAGCAAGUGAUACCAAGAAAAUCAGGCCGCUUUAUGAUAUUCCAUACAUGUUUGAGGCUCGGGAGUUCCUCAGGAAAAGGCUCAUUGGAAAAAAGGUAAACGUACAAGUUGACUACAUUCAGAAGGCAAACCAGGGAUUCCCAGAAAAGACAUGCUGCACAGUAACCAUUGGCGGAAUUAAUGUUGCAGAAGCUCUGAUUGGAAAAGGCUUAGCCAAUGUUAUAAAGUACAGCAUCAAUGACGACCAGCGGUCUGCCUUCUAUGAUGAGUUAUUGGCCGCGGAGAACCACGCGUCUAAGAACAUGCUGAAGUUACACAGCAAGAAGGAUGCACCGAUCCACAGGGUGGCUGACAUCGCAGGGGAUGUUCCCAAAGCCAAGCAGUUCCUUCCUUUCCUACAAAGAGCUGGCAAAUCACAAGCGACCGUCGAAUACAUCGCGAGCGGUUCACGCUUGCGGCUGUAUCUACCAAGAGAGACGUGUCUUAUUACUUUCCUGCUCUCAGGCAUUGACUGCCCACGCGGCUCUCGGCCCGGCCCGGCAGGAACCAGUAUUCCAGCAGAGCCUUACGGUGAUCAGGCGACCAUGUUCACAAAAGAGAUGUGCAUGCAGCGCGAGGUUGAAGUGGAAGUAGAGGCUAUUGACCGAGGUGGUAACUUCAUUGGAUGGAUGACAGUCGAUGAUUCGAACAUGUCCGUCAAUCUUGUUGAGGAAGGCUUAGCAAAGGUUCAUUUCACCGCAGAGAAAAGUUCACACUACAGAGCGCUAAGCACGGCACAGGAAAAAGCGAAAAAUGUCAGAAAAAAUGUUUGGGAAAACUUCGAAGAACCAAAAGAAGUUGAAGUAAAAGAAGAAGUCACCGAGCGAAAAGUCAAUCAAAAGAGCAUAGUAGUAACCGAAGUUAAAAAUGACGGUCACUUCUAUGGACAGUAUGUUGACAGUGGACCACAGUUGGAGAAACUGAUGACUGAUUUGCGCGUGGACUUUGAAACUACACCACCACUUCCCGGGGCCUACCAGGCGAAGCGAGGCGAUGUUUGCGCAUCGAAAUUCACAGAUGGACAGUGGUAUCGUGCCAAAGUGGAAAAAGUAUCUGGCAGCCAAGUUUACGUCUUUUAUAUGGAUUAUGGAAAUAGAGAGAUCACAGACAAUACCAAGCUGGCAGCUCUGCCGACUGCGUUUGUAGGCCUUGCACCACAGGCCCAUGAAUUCUUUAUGGCGUGUAUCAAUCUGCCUUCGGAGGAGGAAGCCAAAUUAGACGCAGUCUACGCCAUUGAGGGUGAACUCCUAGACAAGCAAUUCUUAGUGAAUGUGGAAUACAAAACUGGGAGUGUUGAAUACGUCACGCUGUCACAUUCAGACACGAAGGAUGACAUCGGCGAGAAGAUGGUCAGUGAAGGCCUCAUUUUGGUUGAGAAUCGGCGGGAGAAACGUCUGGCGAAAGUUGUGGCGGAUUAUAAAGCGGCACAAGACAAGGCAAAGAGUCAAAGGUUAAACCUCUGGCGCUACGGCGACUUCACUGAUGACGAUGCCAAGGAAUUCGGUUUUGCCAAAUGAGAGUGAGGCUCGGCAGGCAAACGAAACCAGCAACGCAAACACAAGUUGAAUAUAGGAAAAAUUAAUAAACAAAAAUAAAUGCGACGCAAACACAAGUGGAGGCUAGGAUUUUCAAAUUUUAAAAGAAUUUGCAACUAUUUUUCUUUUAAGAUAAAAUAUAUUAUCUAUCUAAUAGUAUAUACAUUAUUGCAUAUUCACGACACGUGUCUUAUUGUCAGCGCAACUUUGCUUCAUACAGACUGCCCGUUAAUGACAUUAACAUAAUUAAUUCUAAAAAUCACAUUAAUCUGAUUAAAUUAUGAUAAUCUGUUAUCCCGAAUUAGGUGUUUUUGUUUCCUAUCAUUAUGAUAGAAAUCUGCUUGUUAUGUUAAUAAUGUUAUAAAUUGUAAACCGCCCAAUUUUCAUGGGCUUUUAGUUUUGCCAUUGUCACGAUAUCUUCAAUUUGCAACAAAUAAAAAUUGUGGAGUGCUAGUUUAUUGGGGUACAAUAAGUCUCCUAAUGUCUCAAAUUGAAGAAAAAACUUGAGAAAUUUUCCAGAAUUGCAAAAGUUAUAAACCGUGAAAGUUCACCAGUUCUAUUUUUGUGUUAUUCUGCCAAUGGUGCAUCUAAUCUGGUUGCAGUUCAUUUAGCCAGGCCUAUUGUAUUGGUGUUGAUUUUACUUGGUUUUUUUCAGCAGGUUGCUUACAACAGUUACCAGGAAUAAGUUUGUUGUCAAACAGUGCAAACCAAGGAGGAUACCGCGGUGACGUCAUAUCACGUGAUCACGACCCAUAUUACUGAUCGUUAUGGCCAAUCAGAUUCAGUCUACUGACACCACCAGCACUGAACAUAUCUCCACGUCUCACAGUCUGGUGCGCUCCUGUACACAAAAACACCAAUAGACAUGAAAUAUUGCAAUACCUAGUAUGUAUUCUUCCUGUGUAAAAUAUAAUUUACAUAGCAGAUUAACUUCCACGAAUAAAAAAGACGUUUGGCGUGGCCAAAGUGCGGAAUUAAUGUCUCCGCUAAAAUACACUACGAAAUACACGAGGCAAUGCACUACGCGAUACAUGGUAAAGAUGCAGUUGAGUUUGUUAUUGUUUUGACUUAGAAGCCCGCCCAUAUCAUAAUAUAUUCAUGUAUUCAUGAAGUAUGAACUCAUUUCUGUCCCAUACAACUCUAAGAACAGUCAAUUUCUCCUUAAAUCAUCGCCGAAACCGCGAUAUCCGCAGGAAGAUUUCGUUCCAGUGUCCGAAAAUGCAUGAUCUUACAGGGGCGCUAACUCGACAAAUAGAGGGGAUCUGGGGGUUUUAGGUCAUACAGGUCUCGAACUUGUAAAAUCUGUAAACAUGCCUCCAAAUCCCAUUAUGAUAAUGAAGAGAUUGCCCCAUAUCUGGGAGACUGUUUUGAAACCAUUGCUAAUUUUGGAAGAUCGGUACCCGGCUAUUUGGUUUUAAAAACCCUAUUUUUCCCCAUCAAAACAGCACUUUUCAUUAUUCAAAUGAUAACUUAUUGUCUGAAGACUUAUUUCAUAGCAGAAAAGUACUAAUAACUCUGAUUUGAUGCGAAAAAUCUAACUUUAUUUGAUGACUUGAUUUUACCUUGGCCGUGGAUCGAGUUUGUUUACAAUAUGGAGCGCCAUCUUGGAAAAGCCGUGACGUCACCGCGGUAUCCUCCUUGAGUGCAAACUAACAUUGCUACUCCUCUUGUCAAACAGAUUUGAGAAUUUGUUGUUUUGCGAUAUGUUCAGUGCUAAGAUAAAAAGUUAUUGACUCGAUGGGUUGCCAACGAUUUGAAGUCAAAGGUCUUGCAGGUAUUUUGGUAGGCAGUAUUUUUAGCCAUGUUGGCUGUUGGUGAGAAAGGGUAAGAAAGCCAUUCUGAAAUGUGACAGUUCUAACAUUCAUUGUACUUAAUUGGAAAUUCUGUACCUAUUUGGUGCCAUGCAUGCUUCAGUCCGAUAUGAACAAAACAUUACACUGUCGGCAAUCUAUAGAUCUACUUAAAAAUGUACAGAUAAUUAAGUGCAUGAAUUUGUUAAGUGGACACUAUAUUUAAACCUUUUCCGUUUCUUUAAUAUCAAAUUAUUGCUACCUGUCUACCUUAGUACAAUCUGUAGUACUAGUAUGAUAAAUUGCAGUGUGAUUAUAUACGACUAUACAUGGCAUUAAUAUUGGUAGUGCUAAUUCUUGACCAUUCAUAUACUGUGAUAGUGGCUAUGCAUUUGAUUGUGUUAUCGUCAAUCUCUGAUAUGUCUGAAUUCUAUUUAGACUGGUCGCAUCCAGGUGACUAUCAACUGAGCAAGUCUUGUAGCAUAUAGUGCACAGAUGAAAAUCUGAAGAACGUUGAUUUUCAAAAUUAGCUUGUGAUUAUAGAUUGAAGUCUUGAUUUUGUUAUUUUGUUUUGAAAUGGUGGUGAUGCUAUGAAACAGUGGUGAUACUGUUAUGGUUGCAAUGAAUGUUGUUAAUGGGUGGGUCUUGUGAAGCAAUUUUUCUGAUGAAUUGGACACUGCGGUUGUUGGACCAAUAGUGGCAGUGCUCAUGUGCAGGAAGUUUAAAUCUAGGCCGGAAUCAAAAAAAGUGGGACAGGUUUGAUGAUUAUUUAUAUAAUGGUGCUUGACGAUAGUGAAAACGAAAUUGUCGAAAGAUGAUUGCAGAAACGGGUAUUGGACAUUUUUGAAAUACUCAUAUUUCUCUUAAUUUCGUUAGCCUUGUUCAAGUUUCCUGCUGAAGCACUCUCGAAGUUUUUGAUGGAACAUUUGUAUCUGCGUCAGUUCUGCGGGUCAUGCAUCUGACAGAAUGAAAAUCAUUAUGCUGGUGGUGGUCAUGUGCAUUUCUUCUGUUUCCAUAUUGGUAACCCUUGACCCUGCAAGCUCUCUUGAUACCAAUAAAAAUCAAAAUUGGUAUCGAUUUCACUUUAAAUUUCACGAUAAGCUGUACACAUAAAACCAUCAUCUGUGAUUGUUUUGUGAAUCCAAGUUCUUCCUCUUCUGAAACAUGCAGUACAUCCUCUUUAAGGGGACAAGCUGAAAAAUCACUGAACUGUCCAUGGGAAGGGAAUGUACCUAGGCCUACCUGAAAUUCGCAAGCCAUGUCUGAAACCACCUUGAAACAGUACUUGUAGUGAAAAUCAGAAUAUGUACCAUUAGUGUGAUGCAACAAUAACAGGUGGCGGCUCAUGGUAGUUAGCCGGGAAUUAUCCUCCUUAAUCUCAUGCCCGUGUUGUCCCUUUAACAAAAGGAGACCAAGUGUGUGACUCUCUUGGUUUGUUUUGCCAUUUGACACCUCGAGCUCAUUUUGAUGGCAGACCGAUAACAAUGUUUUGGCCACAUGCAACCUUGGUAUACUUAAAUUUUUCCUGGGCUUCAAGGCUUCUUCCAAAUUUCACAAACGAAUUCGAAUUACACAAUUUUGUGAACUAUCUUCCAAGUAUUUCAAAAUACUUCUGCUGCGACAUGUCCAGCAUGGGUAACUUAUUUAUUUAUUUAAAUAUUGUCGAGUAGCACUAGCAGUAAUUUACCUCGCAGAUGUUUUUAUGGCGAUUCUGUUUUUUUGCUCCAAAUAAGUGCGACAUUGUGUUCUUGCUUCUCUUCAUAUUGCAUUUUCAUCAUCUGCUGUCAUGAAAACCACCGCAUGGAAAUCAUUGCUCAGGCAACCUGUCAAUUUUAGGUGUCCAUGUAAUGUCCUUCAGAGAGAAAUCUGAUCCACUUCAUUGCUCUUUUGUCUAUGUUAUACUAUCUUACUAUGUAAUUUAAUUGUUUUCCAAUCAUGAUUUGCAGUAAUCUGUAUGAACUGAUGUUGGAUGCAUAUGUCAGCAAUAAAGUCGCGCAUGCAUAUUGUAAA
Messenger RNA from Lineus longissimus, 6596 nucleotides. Its product is annotated as staphylococcal nuclease domain-containing protein 1-like. Gene Ontology annotation, cellular component: nucleus; RISC complex; cytosol. The transcript has 19 exons. NCBI's taxonomy places the organism in Eukaryota, Metazoa, Nemertea, Pilidiophora, Heteronemertea, Lineidae. Gene Ontology annotation, molecular function: RNA binding; nuclease activity. The coding region runs from base 85 to 2778 and encodes 897 amino acids. Gene Ontology annotation, biological process: mRNA catabolic process; regulatory ncRNA-mediated gene silencing. The record is from RefSeq and is a predicted model, not a curated record.